AUGGAGAAUUCCGACAAAACGCUGGCGGUUUAUCUAGAAUACGAUGGUGCGAAUAAAAACGAGAAGAAUUGGUGUUGUCAAGUGAAGGCGCAAUUCAAAAUAUUUCAGCAAAACGGAGGUGGAAAUCAUGUGAAAAGGGAAAUCGAGGGAUUUUAUCAUAAGGAUAGUCAUAUUUCUCGAGGAAUCGAUAUUUUGAAUUGGAGAGAUGUUUUUGGAGGAGGUUAUUAUAUUAAUUCUGAUGAUGCAAUUGUAAUCGAAGUCGAGUUCAGCUUUCAAUUUUAUGAUUUUUCGAGAAAAGAAGCGGGAUUCACGGAUUUCACAGUGUUUGUGAAUAAAGAUAAGACCUAUUUCUUUUCGAAUUCAGGGGUAAAUCACAUUUAUAACAUCUUUUCAAUUAAAUGCAUAUGAUAUUUUCAGGUUCUAUGCAAAAAAGUGGGCUAUAUUCACAACAAGGUCGUAACCGAGAAAACAAUUUACUCGAAAACUCUCCCAGUAUGGAAUUUCACACUGUAAAUGCUGAAGAAUUCUGCCAAAUUCUGAUGAAUUUCAGCCCGAUGUACAACACAAUUAAGAAUGAUGAUUAUGCUAAAUUUAUCGAGCUGGCAAAAAAGCUCAAUUGUUUAUCACUUCAUCAACGUUGCGAGCAUUUCCUUAUUCAAAAUCAACAAGUCAAAUUAAUCGAUAAAUUCAAAUAUGCUCAAGAUAAUGAUUAUGAACUUCUGAUGGUUAGAAAUUCCCGCUAAAAUCGAUGAAAAACUUGAUUUUUUCAGGUGAAAUGCAUUGAUUCGAAUGCAAAUCAAAAAUUUGCAAGGAGAAGCGAAAUUCGGGGAGUUGAGCGAUGCGACAAAGUUGAGAAUUAUGAAUCGGCUUUUGGAUUAUUUUUGAAUGAUUUUGAGUGA
This is a messenger RNA of Caenorhabditis angaria, 899 nucleotides long. The record is from the annotation of a GenBank genome assembly. NCBI's taxonomy places the organism in Eukaryota, Metazoa, Nematoda, Chromadorea, Rhabditida, Rhabditidae.